Molecule: messenger RNA, 1350 nt
Organism: Aureobasidium melanogenum CBS 110374
Lineage: Eukaryota; Fungi; Ascomycota; Dothideomycetes; Dothideales; Saccotheciaceae
Product: DUF89 domain protein
Exons: 2
Coding region: 1-1350 (449 amino acids)
Biological process (GO): DNA damage response
Cellular component (GO): nucleus; cytoplasm
Molecular function (GO): phosphatase activity
Source: RefSeq, a predicted model, not a curated record
AUGCCUUCUGCAACAUCGCCUUUCGAACCAGUCGCGGCAGUAUGGACGUCCACUGAAGGAUCAAUGGCUCAGCAGACAGCCAUUACACGUUGGCCGAACAUCGUCCAAGGGAUGAUUGAUGAUGUCGAGAAGACAGCCGCUACCGCCGGGCCAUUACAACAAGACACAGCCAGAACAAUCGUCCUGUGCUUGUCCAAGAUGAAAAACGAGAUAGUAAAGGAUCAGGCUAUGAGCCCUUUAAAUACUGCAUAUGGCCGUGAUAUCGGAGGCUUCAACACAUUGCUUGCUGAGGGUCAAAACUAUACUUGGCACGCUUCUCCGUGGCUGUUUGCCGAAUGCUACAUGUAUCGAAGAGUUGCGACAAUCUUCGCCGCCUCUUCCGACCCAUUCUGGCAAAAGUAUGAUGUUUUCAAGCGACAAAAGGAUGAGACCUUUGCGAAAUCUCGAAAUGCCGUCGAGGAACUAGCAAUGCGCUACAUCAACGUCACUGAUAAAGUCGAAUUCGCAUCAUCGCCCAAUUGGACCGAGGAGGAGAAAAUGCUUUUCCUCGAGAUGACUCAAGUCGCCCUCUGGGGUAAUGCGACAGAUCUCUCUUUGCUUAGUAACCUCAGCCUUGACCAAAUUCAAGGCCUGCAAGGUGCAGAGGCCAUCUUGAAGAGUCGAAAAAAUAUUGUUGACGAUGAUACUGAGGAUGUGUGGAAAUACCUUUCCAGCACUCCAAGCGCAGACCGACGUAUCGAUAUUGUUCUGGACAAUGCCGGCUUCGAGUUUUUUACAGACGUCGUCUAUGCUGCGUAUCUCCUUCGAUCGGGCAUUGCUCAAUGCAUCAAGUUUCAUGUGAAGGACAUGCCUUGGUUUGUGAGUGACGCCACGCCGGACGAUGUGGAUUCACUGUUCCAGCACCUGGAUAACCACGAGAUCUUCCCUGACCGAAGGUAUCUCGAUCCACUAGUACGGCAACUUCGUGAGUACUUUGAGACUGGCAAGAUGAGCAUUCGACAACAUCCGUUCUGGACCACGGCCCACUCUUUCCAUGUCAUGGAAACCGAAGGUGCUGGGAUCUUCAGAUCGCUGUGCUCUAGCUCGCUGGUAAUCUUCAAGGGCGAUCUCAACUAUCGUAAGCUCACCCGAGAUGGCUUGUGGCCUCACACAACCCCCUUUGCGGAAGCGAUCGGGCCACUAGGCAAGGGCAGUGGGCUGAAAAUCCUGGCUCUACGGACGAACAAAGCCGAUGUCUGUGUGGGACUAGAGUCUGAGGAACACGUUGCGCGAUUGGAGCAUGAAGCACCAGGCAGUGCAUGGGUUAGGAAUGGCAAGUAUGCUGUCAUCUCUUUCAGCGACGGACGGUAG